UGGAUUGGACAACACAGUCCGCUGAUGCGCUGGGAUUUAGGCAUCGCGAUAAGGAUUAAAGAGUCAGCCGUCAGUGCGAAUCAGCCCUGUGGACGACAAGCAGCAGUGUUUGGAAACAUAAGACAGAUUUCCACCAAAUGAAUCAUGGCUGAGUUUAGUUGUUCAGUUGCUGUCCAUUAAUGAGAUAUGGAUCCAUGUACCAGCAAAUUCAAAAGACCAGCCGUGGCUUCAUAUGCAGGCCACACAACGACUGGCUCCCACCAAAGAUCGCAGCUUCAAUCAACAGAAGCUGAACCAGAGUGAAUUUAAGCUUGUAAGCAUCCUGUACGAAAGUAAUUUGCUCUAACUCUGGCUGUAUGGAGCCAGGGCUCAGCAGCUCUGCCAUGGUGUUAUUGUUGUCCACCUGACAUAGAUGAGUGGGUCUGUGUCUAUCAGGAAAGGGUUUGCUGCAGCCAAAGAAGAUAUGUGUGCAAACAUUUCAAUACUUAACCUCAGAGACACUGACUCAUUUCAAACACACAGCCAUUCAGGCUGUUGAAUAUUGAGAAAUACUGAGCACACCCAAGAUUACAUGAAAUUCCUAGAUAUUCCCAGUUUUCAUAACAAGCAUUGUCUAAAGACACUUACAUCAGCAUCAAUGGAUUGCUAGAAGUUGCUAAAUAUGAAGUAAGCAUUUAAUAUCUUACAUAUUUUUUAUUAUUUUUAUACCCAUUAUAUUAUACCUGUUGUCAUGUUUUUAAAUAAAUUGUGAGUUAAGAGCAAUAGAAAUCUCAUUAUGGUUUUGCCUUCCCCUGACAAACAGCAUGUCUGUUUAACUACCAUAAUCAUCAUGAUGAGCAUGGCUGUCAUGGAUGCGUACCUGGUGGAGCAGAACCUGGGUCCACGUAAGAUUGGCGUUUGCAUCAUUGUAUUGGUAGGGGACAUUUGUUUCCUCAUAGUUUUGCGCUAUGUAGCUGUUUGGGUAGGGGCUGAGGUGAGGACUGCAAAGCGUGGCUAUUCUAUGAUCCUCUGGUUCCUUUAUAUCUUUGUUCUGGAGAUAAAACUGUACUUUGUUUUUCAAAACUACAAGGCAGAGCGCCAGAGUAUGGAGACUGUCACACGGAAAGCUUUGACUCUGCUACUCUCAGUUUGUGUUCCAGGGCUGUAUUUUGUCCUGGUGGCCCUGGAUAGCAUGGCGCACAUGAGAACUUUUCGGAAAAAAGAAGACAUGCGAGGUAGAUUGUUCUGGGUGGCACUGGACUUGUUGGACAUACUGGAUAUCCAGGCCAACUUGUGGGAACCACAGCAAACCGGACUGCCCAUCUGGGCUGAGGGACUAAUGUUCUUCUAUUGUUACAUUCUUCUGCUUAUUCUGCCAUGUAUAUCUCUCAGUGAGAUCAGUUUGCAGGUUGAGCACAUGUCUCCACAGAAGAUGAUGCUUUACCCUGUCCUCAGUCUUGUUGGCAUUAAUAUUGUUACUACUCUUAUUCGUGGGGUCAAUAUGGUGCUUUUCCAAGACAGUCGAGUGUCCACCAUCUUUAUUGGUAAGAACGUAGUGGCCUUAGCCACCAAGGCCUGCACAUUCCUGGAGUAUCAUCGGCAGGCUAAAGAGUUCACGCCACAAGACCCUGUAACCAUUGCUAUGGAGACACAGCAGAACUCAGUGCCACACAAUGAAAAGCUGCCAAAUACUACCACUAGCUUUCCAGAAGAGUCAUCAUCCCCCCAUGAGAUCACUGACACGUGACCAGAGUUUAGAAGAACUCCUAGGACCAAUUCCCAUAGUAAGCAUUUUGGAAGUGUUUUGGAAGUCGUCUAUCUCCAGCUUCAAACCACACCCAUCUGUCCUGUACAGUGCAUUACAAACUAUAUUUAAACUACUGAUCUCAAAACAUGUAUUUGCAGAGCAAAAGUGUGGUGAUAACACCCAUUAAGCCAAUUUAAGGCACUAGUACAGAAUAAACACAAAUCUAUGUUGUUUAUUUACUUCCCCAUGUUUUUAUUUCAUGGAAAAUUAAAUUGCAUUUUAAUUUCAGCUUGCUCACAUUCAUCUGUUCCCAACCUCAUGCACCAUCAACAUUGUUUCAUGUAAGGCUGUUAAAGUUAUUUAUAAAGCAGGUGUGUGCUGUUGCUCUGUUUCUGCUGCAGCAAACCAAUCUGCCUUUGAUUGGAUUUGUCUGAAGGUUGCUUACACUACACACACUUCUUAUUUACCUUUCACUACAGACUGAAUUUUAUGUUAGACUGAUUGUAAGUUUGGUGCUUGAGAAAUAUUAGGCAGGUGAAUGAGGUCGUCUUUUCCAAUCCUUUUUGACUAGACAGCUAAAGUUGGAUGCUGAAGUUCCUCUUUAUAAAGUAUUUUUAUCUUCCUAAACUGAAACAUGACCUCAGCGAAUUAAUGAUUAGUGGCCAUUUAUUACCAAAGUGAAAUGUCUUCGGAAUUAUUAGUCAUAUGUAUGUUUUCAUCAGGAUGAAUAAUGUAACCGUAAAGGGGAUUCUGUUGCCAUGAAGAGAAUAUUUGUAUAACUAUGUUAAUUAGAGGUGCUAUUUUACAGCAGUUUCAUUACAAUUUGAGAUUUUCCAUAGCUAGGAUUAAUUUGUUAUUUAAAGAAUUUCCCAGAUUUCAUGACUUUUGGUUAAUUGCCUUGUAUGCUUCAUUAUAGAGCCUAUAUAAUACUGUACUUUUACAUUUCACAAAAGAAAACACCCUUCAAAUGAUCCAUAAGGGUUGCCAAAUUUUCAGGUCAAUAAGAACUCUCAGUCAAUCAGUUUGAACCGGUUAAAUAUGUGCACAUGUCCAGAAAUACACAUUUUGUUCGAAGCAAAAAAUUGUGUAUCGUAAACAUUUGGAUAAAAGAGAUAUUUUUAUGAUUUUAUGAAAUUUUGUCAAUUUUAUUGACAUUUAAAUUGCAGGAAAUGAUUGCAGAAUAUUCGGAAAUGUGUUGCCUGUCUGAGAACAUUGUCCAUGUCCAUAUAUGUGUGAGAUGAUGAUUUUAAUUGCCUCUCAACUUUUAAAAAGUUAUUAAAAGAAAUUUAAG
This is a messenger RNA of Tachysurus fulvidraco (yellow catfish), 3017 nucleotides long. It is a transcript of the gene tmem121aa, whose product is annotated as transmembrane protein 121Aa. The coding region runs from base 776 to 1726 and encodes 316 amino acids. The transcript has 4 exons. The record is from RefSeq and is a predicted model, not a curated record. NCBI's taxonomy places the organism in Eukaryota, Metazoa, Chordata, Actinopteri, Siluriformes, Bagridae.